Phaethon lepturus (White-tailed tropicbird) is the source of this 2164-nucleotide messenger RNA. RefSeq names its product spectrin beta chain, non-erythrocytic 4-like. Gene Ontology annotation, biological process: actin cytoskeleton organization. Gene Ontology annotation, molecular function: actin filament binding. The record is from RefSeq and is a predicted model, not a curated record. The transcript has 5 exons. The annotation marks the transcript as partial. Lineage: Eukaryota; Metazoa; Chordata; Aves; Phaethontiformes; Phaethontidae. Gene Ontology annotation, cellular component: cortical actin cytoskeleton; cell junction; cell projection.
GCCGCCAUGAAGAAGCACGAGGCCAUCGAGGCCGACAUCUCCUCCUACCAAGAGCGCAUCCAGGUGGUGGUGGAGCUGGCCCUGGAGAUGGAGUCCGAGGGCUACUACGACACCAAACGCAUCAGCGCCCAGAAGGACAACAUCCUUCGGCAGUGGGGGCUGCUGACCGAGCUGGUCUGCGCCCGCCGUGCCCGCCUGGAGCAGAACCUGGCCCUGCAGAAGAUCUUCCAGGAGAUGGUCUACAUGAUUGACUGGAUGGAGGAGAUGCAGGUGCUGCUGGUCUCCAAGGAUUUGGGGAAGCAUCUCCUGGAGGUCGAGGACCUGCUGCAGAAGCACGGGCUGCUGGAGGCCGACAUCUCCGCCCAGACCGAGCGGGUGCAGGCGCUCAACGCCGCCGCCCUCAAGUUCUCGGAGCUGGAGGGCUACCAACCCUGCGACCCCCAGAUCAUCUGCAACCGGGUCAACCACGUCCAGACGUGCCUGGAGGAGCUGGGCGAGCUGGCGGGCAAGAGACGCAAGGAGCUGGAGGACUCCUGCCAGCUUUGGGCCUUCUUCCAGGAGAUGGAGGAGGCCGAGGCCUGGAUCCGCGAGAAGGAGCAGAUCCUGGCCGCCAAGACGUGCGGCCGGGACCUGAGCAGCGUCUUGACGUUGACCAACAAGCACAAGAGCAUGCUGGGCGAGCUGGGCAGCCGACGGGCGCUCUUGCACCAGACCAUGAAGAGGGGCGAGCAGAUCUUGGCCAAGAAACGCUUCAGCCCCGGUGGGAUCCAGGAGAAGAUGCGGGAGGUUCGCCUCCGCUGGAAGAAGCUGGAGGAGGUGACGGGGCUGCACCAACAACGGCUGCAGGAGGCCCUCAGCUUCUUCCAGUUCAGCGCCGAGACGGACGACCUGGUGGCCUGGUUGCAGGACACCUACCGCAUCGUCUCCAGCGACGACUUCGGCCACGACGACUAUUCCACCCAAGCGCUUCUACGGAAGCACCGGGCGGUGGUGGAAGAGGUGGAGAAGCACCGGGCGGCCGUGUUGGCCCUCCGGAAGCAGUUGGCUCUUCUGGCACCCGAGCAUCGCCAAGGGGUUGACGUGCAGAUCCGGGUGGUGGAGGUGGAGCAGCUCUACGAGGAGGUGGCCGAGGUGGCCGUGCUGCGGCAGCAGUGGUUGCAGGACGCCUUGGCCGUCUACCGCAUGUUCAGCGAGGUGCACGCCUGCGAGGUCUGGGUGGACGAGAAGGAGCAGUGGCUGGAGAGGAUGGAGGUGCCGGAGGAGCUGGAUGAGGUUGAGGUGGUCCAACAUAGGUUCGAGAGCCUGGACCAGGAGAUGAACAGCGUCAUGGGACGGAUCUUGGAUGUCAACCAGGUGGUGCAGCAGCUGGUGGACGGGGGCCACCCCAGCUCGGAGGAGGUCCGCUCCUGCCAGGACCACCUCAACAGCAGGUGGAACCGGGUGGUGGAGCUGGUGGAGCGCAAGAAGAGCCAACUCGGCUCCGUCCUGAAGAUCCAGAACUACCUGCUGGAGUGCGGCGAGAUGAAGGCGCAGGUGCGGGAGAAGAGAAAAGCCAUCGAAGCCACCCAGUCCGGCGGCGGCGACCUGGGCGGCGUCUUGGCCUUACAACGCCGCCUCUCCACCAUGGAGGCGGCUUUGGUGGUUUUGGAACCUCGGUUGGUGGAGCUUCAAAGAGAAGGUGAAGCCUUGGCCGCCUCCCACCCCGGGAGAGCCCUGGAGAUCCUGCUGCCCUUCGAGCAGAUCAGCGAGGAGUGGGAGGCCCUGAAGCGGGCGCUGCAAGGUUGCGAGGACUCCUUGACCGUCGCCGGUCGCUUGCAGCAGUUCAUCCAAGACUUGGACAACUUCCUGGGUUGGCUGGUGAAGACUCAAGCGGCCGUCGCCUCCGAGGAAGUGCCGGAUAGCUUGGCCGAAGCCGAGAGGUUGUUGAACCAACACGCGGCCCUCAAGGAGGAGAUCAACGGCUACGAGGAGGACUACGCCAAGAUCCAGGCGGCCAGCGACCUCUUGGCCUUGGAGGAGACGGAGGUCCCUUACCUCUCGCUGCAGCAGUGGCUGCAGAAGCUGGACGCGGGCUGGGGCAAGUUGCUGCAGAGCUGGGAGACGCGGCGAGAGGUGCUGGUGCAAUCUCACGUCUUCCACCUCUUCCUCCGGGAUGUCCAACAAU